CUGUUCCACAACUGUUUCUCUUCCUCGGACGGGAUCACGGGACAGAGCAGGAAGCAAAGCAGCCCUGCUGAGCCGCCGAGCACGCCAACCCUAGUCGUUCGUACUUAUUUCCCUUCCCUCGCUGCGGCAGUGGCAGACUGGCAGCUGAUGGUGUCCAUGAGCACAACGCCUCACCCGCUGGAUUCGUUGGCCACGGGCGGCGGCAAGGAGGAGGCGACCCGGAUGCGGCUCCCGGAGCCGGAGGCCGUGCCGCCGCCAGCGCCAGGGAAUGAGGACGACGAAGGGCCCAGGAGGGUGCGCAAGCCAUACACCAUCACCAAGUCGCGCGAGAGCUGGACCGACCCCGAGCACGACAAGUUCCUCGAGGCGCUGCAGCUGUUCGAUCGCGAUUGGAAAAAGAUCGAAGCGUAUGUUGGCUCAAAGACAGUAAUACAGAUUAGGAGUCACGCGCAGAAGUACUUUUUGAAGGUUCAAAAGAAUGGAACAGGUGAACAUUUGCCCCCACCUAGGCCAAAACGCAAGGCUUCCCAUCCAUAUCCACAUAAAGCCUCAAAAAAAGCCUCUCAAGUUGUCUUGCCACAACAAGCUUCUCAUACAAUGGAACAAGGCUGUGGUGCCUAUGUGGAAACAGCUAGUAUUGCUACGGACUCAAGUGGAAAUGGUGCUUUUCCUUCUUGGGAAAAUGAUCAUGUUCAACAUUUCAGUCCGAAGCAUGCACAAGGUUCAGGUGCAACAAACAAUUAUUCUAGUAGCAUAGGUAGCCAGUCUGGAACUUGGCCUACUUCUGAAGCCACAGAACAAGAAAUCAUGCUUCCAGCACUGCAUGCCAUGCCAGACUUUGCUCGUGUAUACAACUUCCUGGCAAGCAUAUUUGAUCCAGAGACAAAUGGGCAUUUGCAAGAGUUGAAGGAAAUGGAUCCUAUUGACGCUCAAACGGUACUGUUGUUGAUGAAAAAUCUGUCAAUCAACCUAACUAGCCCAAACUUUGAGGAACACAGGAGGUUACUCUCUUCACAUGGCUCGAACAUGGAUCAAGAUAUGGGCUCUUCUCCAAGUCUUCAUCUUCCAUUCAUGAUAACGAGCAAGUGAGAGAAGCUGCACUGAAGCAAGCACCCAAGGCGCUGGAGUCAGUCUGCAGCAUGGCGGUGCUGGGGGUGCUUGGCACAUGUGUACAUAGCUCUUAGUAGCCAUCCACAAUGGGAGGGACCAAAGGACGGUUUUGCACCGUAGAUGCAUCGUAGCCGUGAGUGGGAGCGAGAAAAUGGGAUGGGGAUGGUCCCCCUCAUUGUGGAUGGCCACGCCCUGAGCACCACGUAGUUUAUGUGUCUUUGGUUCUCUGCCCCCUCCAAUUUUCCCUCAUUAUAGCUUAUAUAUGCGAUGCUGCCAUCAAGCCUUAGCCUAGUGGCGAAUUAUGGUGUGUGUUAGCUUUACACCUCUUGCUUUUUCCCCCUCACAGGGAUGAAUGGAUAUGGUGUAGUUUUUGCUGUGUGUGUAUAUAUAGUUAUGCGUACGGCUAUAUGUGUACAGGGUAACAAACUGCUGUAAUAACUUGUAUGCAUAGCUGAGGAUGUGUGAUUCCACAGCAGGCCAUGUCAAAGACUCGUUGAAGAAGGGGGGCAGAUGUAACAUAAACAAAAUCCAGUUGCCCUUGCUGUUACAAGGUUUGCUUUGCGAGUCA
Molecule: messenger RNA, 1678 nt
Organism: Panicum virgatum (switchgrass)
Lineage: Eukaryota; Viridiplantae; Streptophyta; Magnoliopsida; Poales; Poaceae
Product: protein REVEILLE 6-like
Exons: 9
Coding region: 148-1089 (313 amino acids)
Molecular function (GO): DNA binding
Source: RefSeq, a predicted model, not a curated record